CUCAACCACAUCCACAAUUGCCAUCCAAUCCUUUUUCCGAAUUCUUUCUACCCCUACACAUCUCUCUGGGUUUUAUACUAUAAAAAAUAAAAAAUAAAAAAUAAAAAAUUUCAGUCCAUCUCCAUGAACCAAUUAUCCAAUAUAAAGUCAAAAAAUCAUAUUCUUUUUUUCACUUGUCCAGCAAUAAAUUUCUCUGCUUGUCAACCAUAGUUAUAAUUUCUCUUUAGCAUGCCAGGAACCAUAUCAGUUUCAGUUCUGGAAUUCAUGGGCCUUCCAUUUUCAUCCCCAUUUUCAUCAAUAUCUAUAAAGGUUUCCAUGGGGAAAAGAGAGUAUCAAACUUGGGAUAAGGGAGAGUUUUCCUUCCCAUUGAUGACACUCCGCGAUAAUUUGAUCGUUCUUCUUCAGGAUGCUGAAGGCAAUGAGAUAUCACAUGCAGUUGUGGAAACCAAGUCAAUAGUCGAGAAAGGUCUUUGGGAUGAUUUUUUUCCCCUUGAAGGAGGAGGGCAAGUGCAUAUGAAGUUGCAGUUUAUACUGAAUGAAGAUGAGCGCAACCAAAUUCGUCUAAUGAGGGAAUCCUUACUGAAUAAGAAACAUGGUGAAUUGUUUAAUGACCCAAUCAAAAGUUUGAAAAGUGCUGCUACAGCUGUUGGGAGAAAUGCAGCAUCAUCUUUGAGUCUGAAACACCAUAUCUCAGAUAGAAAUGAAGAAACUACAUCAGCAAUGAAAGUUGAAGCUCAAUCACUCCAUCCUAAUAUGAGUAUUAGUGCAAUUUGUUUGGAUGAAGCAUCUUUCUCACUAGGAAGUUCAGAACUAGUUGUUCCCGCUAGAAAUCCUCUAUGUCUUCAAGAAGGCAGCACUGAAGACCUCAAGAGGCAGGGAUUGAGGGAAAAAGCUUCUAACAAUGUUAGGAAAAUGAUUAGUGCCUUUGAAAGUAGUCUAGCUCAGGAAACUAGGUCUCACAUCAUGCCAAAUAACAUAAAAAGAGCACAUAGCACUGGGAAGCUGGAGGAGCUGAGCAGCGCAAUGAUAGUACGAAAUAAUGAAAAAAAUAUUAGUCCAAAGAAUAAAGUCAACCAAAAUUGUGAAAUUCUGAUGAGAACAUCCUCAACCCUUGAAACACAUGUCGCUGAGUCAAUGGCUUUGCAGCUUAGGCGCCAAAAUUGCAAUUUGUUAAGUAGGAAGCAACGUUCCGAUGGCAAUAUAGUUAUAGGGGAGAACCAAAUAGAUGUUACCUCCAAACAUAAUAAAAAAUUGGACAGUCAAGGAACUUUGGCUCAUAAAUUGGAUUCAGUAGUAUCCUUCGAAGAUUUACUGAGUUCUUUUGAGGGCUCUGGUGCAUGGAUAUGCCCAGAUCAAGCAAAAAGGUUCUGCAUAACAACUGGUGGGAAGAAGUUGAUGGAUCUAUUGGGAGGUCAAAGUACCAAGCCGGACAUUCAUGAUGCAAAGAUGAAUUUUCCUAUGCCUGAGAAAGUGGAAGAGCCUAGUGGUGAUAACAGAAGAAAGCCUGAAAACGAGGAUGUUGAAGCUUCUGAAGGAACACUCAAACAGGCCAUAAAAAUCGCAAUUAUGGUAGGAUUUGGCACACUUGUUUUGCUUACAAGACAGAGAAAUUACAGAUAAAUCAAGUAAAAUGGAAAAAGAAAGGUGGUGGUGAAAUCUAAUCUAUGGUCAUCGUGAUCAUCCAUCAGAUGGAACAAGUGUUUUAGAUCUCCGCAAUACCUUUUAGUUCAACAAAAUAAUGCCAAAGAAGCAGAUGUGAUUUUCUGUGGUGCUUAUAACACAAUAACAUGUAAAGUUAUUUACCAAAAAAAUAAAUAACAUGAAAAGUUAUCUAUUAAUUAAAUCGUUACAUCAACUAUUACGUUCA
Molecule: messenger RNA, 1867 nt
Organism: Ziziphus jujuba (common jujube)
Lineage: Eukaryota; Viridiplantae; Streptophyta; Magnoliopsida; Rosales; Rhamnaceae
Exons: 11
Coding region: 229-1620 (463 amino acids)
Source: RefSeq, a predicted model, not a curated record